AUGGCGUAUAUAACAUCUAUAUUUAUCUACCUAGCAUUGGCACCUGCAAUAUUUGCCUGCAUGCAGUGUCCAGAAAUUAAAAGGACUAAAAGCAUCAAUUUUGCUGAGAUAGCAGGUGAUUGGUUCAUGGUGGCAUCAACACCUGAUUUGAACGUGAAAUGUCGAAACAUCGUAAUAUCUAAGGCAAUUAAAAAUACGUAUAAGAUGAAGCUUCAACAUUAUGAAAAUUUUUUUUUUACAUUGUGGCAUAAUGUACAAACCAUUACUGUGGAAGACAAUCAAAACUAUUCGAAAUUUGAAGUACCAAAUCCAUUCUCUUUAUUUAAAACUGAGUAUACCUUCCUUGAUGGUGACUUGAGUGACUACAUGUUACUUCACACUUGCUACCGCCAUAUCAUCUUCGUCAAUGAAUAUUAUGAGUUAUGGACUCGGAACUUGACUGGCAAUUGUCAAAAUGUUAUUGAUUCUGUAACGGAAACUUUGGAUCUAUAUAAAAUAAAGCCUGAGGAUAUGACUUGCAGUGUUCCAGACGGUUGUUAUUUUGGAUCGUAAUCUGUUUGUUUUCAAAGCAAUAAAAUAGUAUUG
Molecule: messenger RNA, 585 nt
Organism: Nezara viridula (southern green stink bug)
Lineage: Eukaryota; Metazoa; Arthropoda; Insecta; Hemiptera; Pentatomidae
Source: the annotation of a GenBank genome assembly